AUGAAGGACGGUGCUUCUGAAGACUGCAAUCCGUCAAGUGCUGUAGAGGAGGAUCGAGGAAGGCAUGCUGCUCCAAUCAACCAUCUAGGGUCCAGUAAUAAAGCAAAUGAAAUAGCUGUUGCAGAUCGAGAACAUACAUUUUCAAUUAGAAAGUUGUAUCCUAUUAGCGAGAACGUUAGUAGAGUUAAAUCUCAACAGCAAGAAGUCCCAUAUCAGAGAAAUUUGCCAACAAUAAAUGGUACUGAAACUGAAUCUGCGAGACAAAACUUACAACACGCAUUUGACAAAUACUCAAAAAAUAACAACUUAACACCUAAAGCUGUACAACCAGCUUUGAACCAAGGUGUGCGAUAUAUAUGGACAAAAACUAAUCCUGUACCGCGAGUUGGAAAUUCAACUGUAAGUCUGUCAAAUAGCAGCGAAGGUAGUUCAGGGGCGAUGGUGAAUAACAAUGACCAUGCAUUGGAUAAUGCCUUGAACACAAGUGUUACCAAAGGGCAAAAUGAUCCCAGACUUAGUCACAUUCUUUCUAGCUCAAAUGGUAAUAUCGACACUACUGUUGCCAAACACUCUUUAAGAAAGGAAGAAAAAAGUUCCCUCGAGAUAUCAAAUAAUUUUGAUCAUCAGGCGCAGGCGCCAAAAGGACUCGACCUCUCAGCUGUAGAUACUACAAGCCAACCAGGGUUAUACACCACAACUGGGUCCCAGGUUCAUCCUGUAACGCAGCACUACCAAUAUAACGGAUCAAAGAUGCCAUAUGACUGGUCAAAUUCCUUACGUCAGAGAAUUGGAAAUAGCAAUACAGCCGGUCAAGUUUAUUUUGUCGGUACACCACCUGAUGCACCUAACCGAUCUCAUGAUUAUACUCAUCUAUAUGCAAAUACGGCUCCGUUACCGCAAGGUGUCUCGUAUGUUUGGCAUGCUCACGGCCCACCAUUCUUGGCAAGCAAUUCAAAUACUACAGAAUCAUAUUCAGGAAGCACACUGGUAGCAGCAACAACAAAUCAGGCCAAGAUAGCAUCACCGUCGGUAAGUUAUGGUAAUAACACUCAUCCUGAAAACACACCUAGGCUUUCGGUAUCAAAUAUUCAUCAAUUGACUCCGAAUCAAAAAGGUGCAUCAUUUCAAAGACCUUUGCAAUCAAUAUUACCUAUCAUUCCAUCUCAUACACAGUCUAAAUUUGCAAAUGUAAAGCUGGAUCAGGAUAAACAGACUAACUUCGGUAACCAGAUCAUGUUCAAUUCUUCGGAAAAUACACCACCAUUGGCUCAUCAAGUAGUGUACGCGGACAAUCGCUUAGGAAGUGUACCGAAUAAUGCCAUAUCUUAUAAUGCCGAUGCCUCUAGAGCACCAAUCGGUCCACCUAUAGGAAGUGCUGGAGUUUAUUAUAAUCCAAAUUACACAUAUGUUAUGCAGGAGCAACCAAAAACAGUAUCAGAUAAUGUUGUAUCCAGAAUUAACUCGCAUCCAAUUUUGGGCCAAACAAAUUAUUUACUGCCCCGGGCGGAUCCAUCUCUCACUACUCAGUUAGGAGUUACGAACGAGAUGAUGUUCGGUAACCAGGGAGAAAAAAUAGAGGUAUCCUCUCUGGCAUUUCCUCAUAGGUGUCAUUUAUGCCCAAAAUUGUUCAAACGUAAAUCUUGGCUAAAGAGGCAUUUGCUUUCACAUUCACAGCAAAGACAUUUCUUAUGUCCAUGGUGUAAUAGUCGCCAUAAGAGACGUGACAACUUACUUCAACAUAUGAAGCUGAAACAUGUCCCCAAUCUUCUUCAAGAAAUCAACUCUCGCAACAUGAGAUUCAAUUGGCCAAUACUCGAAAGGUUAAGUAAACAAAUCGAUGGUACAAUUGAAUACCCAGAUACAAAAACACUUAUCCAUGAAGGCUUGCUCAACAAAGAUGAGCUGAAGAAUAUCUUAAAUACUGUGAUCGAUAAGCACAAUUGA
Molecule: messenger RNA, 1944 nt
Organism: Nakaseomyces glabratus
Lineage: Eukaryota; Fungi; Ascomycota; Saccharomycetes; Saccharomycetales; Saccharomycetaceae
Gene: MOT3
Product: Mot3p
Biological process (GO): positive regulation of transcription by RNA polymerase II
Cellular component (GO): nucleus
Source: RefSeq, a predicted model, not a curated record